Messenger RNA from Suillus paluster, 1443 nucleotides. RefSeq lists its product as uncharacterized. Bases 1 to 1443 code for a protein of 480 amino acids. Lineage: Eukaryota; Fungi; Basidiomycota; Agaricomycetes; Boletales; Suillaceae. The transcript has 6 exons. The record is from RefSeq and is a predicted model, not a curated record.
AUGAGAGUUUGGUCAAGUGAAAACUCACCCAAUGAGGACGCCGACAUCAAUCAAUCUGGUCUGGACUUGGAGGAGGCCAUCAAUGAGGUCAAUGCCGAGCUGGAUCGUGAGAACAGUAUAAGUGAUGUGGAAAAACUCACCGAGUUGGAUGCAGAACAGACAAAGGUGCUCAAUGACGCCAUCAACCAUCAAUGUAAAAAAUUGUGGGAGUGGUUUCGAAACAAUACCAAAGGAAAGACUACACCUGGCGGGACGUCGACCAGCAAAAUGCUAUCCGCGUUGCUUGGCCAGCUGUACUUGCAACUUCACUACGAGUCAAAAGUCAAGCCCUUAGUUUCUUAUGAUAUCAAGGAGAAUAAACUGGUACUACCUGAUCAAAAGCUUCGUGCUGUCCAGCAACACACAAGUGAAUGUUUCGCAAAGGAGUCAGAAGAUGUGAAGGACGAUGUUUGUGAUGAGACGGUACAUAUCAAUGCUGCCAGAAAGUUGGGAUCAGUUGCAGUGGGGCAAGAUCGGACAAAGGAGGAAAUUUACCACGCAAUUCAAGAGUUGCCCAUCGUGCUGGGUCAAAUAUUUGAAGAACUUUCGACUUUAAUGGGAGGAUGGCACUACUCACUUGUUAUGGGUGGACCCAACCCUUUGUGCGAAGGCGAUAUCAUGACAUUGAGUUAUCACCAUGGUAAAACCCUGGAGGGUUUGAGCUUUAAGGUGUCAAUGCCUAACUUCCACAAACAAUUUUUAACACCGUUUGAAAGACACCUGGGUCGCAUAUAUAGUUCUUCUGCAAAGGGAACUUCGGUUCCUACAUCCACAUCCGGUUCACCUCCUCCAUCGACUACCGAUCUCGCUUCACCAUCUGCACCUAGUUCGCCUCCUUUGUUGACCAUGGACCUCAUUCCAACAUCCACACUCACUUCGUCUCUUCCUCCAUUGACUACUGACCUCGCUUCACCAUCUGCACCCAGUUUGCCUCCUUUGCCUCCUCAAUUGGCCAUGGACCUCAUUUCAACAUCCAUACCAACUUCAUCUCCUCCAUCGACCAUGGACCUCAUUUCACUAGAUGAACUGCCAGACCAGUCAAGUGUCCCCCUGCUACCUAGGCAGGAGUUUAAUACACCUCUAAUGGAUCUAGACUCACCGAUCACUUCUUGGAGAAGGGACUAUGUGGAUGACGGAAAUACGACUUUGUCUGUCGCAUUCCCAAGUGCCACUGUCACGCAGCCUCAAGUGUGUUCCCCGUCACUCACAUUGUUGCCACUGGAGAGCACUCUGUUACCCCAGCCCUUACUCCCAGACUCGCCAGUUUUAUCUUCAAUCAACAUUGAUGUGUUGCCUGUCCGUGAGGCCACAUUGGUGCAUAGUUCAGAGCCCUUGAUAUCCUCAGAACUCACUGUCACAACACAAGCUAGACGCUCGGGAUGCCCAGGACGUCCUUCGACUUGA